AUGGGGAAAAAGGCUAAUAAGAAAAAGAUUCGGCCACCGCCAAAGGAGAGGCGGGCUGCUGGCCAUUCUCCCAAGAGUGUGCCCCAACAAACAAAUCUCAAUGUUGAAGAUGUUGAUGGAGUUACUGUAGUGAAAGAGAGAAAAUUGUGUUCUCACUUCGACAAGGGUUUUGAUGCAAAUAAAUUGUCGGAGAAAAUUAGGUCUUUGGAUUCAUUUAGGUGUGAGGAUUGUCGAGAAGGUCUUGGUGAUAGGAAGGGGGCUAAGGGGAAGGGUAAACAAGCUAAGAAAAAAGGAAGCUGUUCGGUUGAUUCAAAGUCGGAGUCGAAAGCCAUUUGGGUUUGUUUACAAUGUGGGCAUUUAGCCUGUGGAGGGGUUGGUUUGCCAACCAUUGCUCAGAGCCAUGCGGUUCGUCAUUCCAAGCAGAACCGUCAUCCUUUGGUCUUCCAAUGGGAAAAACCUCAACUUCGAUGGUGCUUCCCAUGUAAUACACUAAUUCCUGUUGAGAAAACAGAGGAAAAUGGUGAGAAAAAAGAUUCUGUGUUUGAGGUUGUAAAGAUGAUCAAGGCGAAAUCGUCUGAACAGUCAUCAGUGGAUGUUGAGGAUGUGUGGUUUGGAAGAGGCAGUAUCAUUAGUGAACUUAAUGCAGAAGGCACUGUAGCAACCGGUUUAGAGGGAAUUAGUCAUGUGGUGAGAGGCUUGGUUAAUCUUGGGAACACUUGCUUCUUUAAUUCAGUCAUGCAGAAUCUUCUAGCUAUGAACAAGAUGCGUGAGUACUUCUUAAAGGAAGAGGUAUCUUUUGGACCUUUAUCAAGUUCCUUAAAAAAGCUAUUUACCGAUCUAAAAGCUGAGACCAAUUCAAGGAAUGUAAUUAAUCCGAAACCCUUUUUUGGGUCGGUUUGUUCCAAGGCUCCCCAAUUUAGGGGGUAUCAGCAACAAGAUAGUCAUGAAUUGCUGCGCUGCUUACUUGAUGGGCUGUCUGCUGAAGAGUUGACUGUUAGAAAGCGAAGAAAUGCUUCCGAGGAAGAUGGCAUUCCACCAAAACAUGGUCCUUCAUUUGUGGAUUCUGCUUUUGGGGGUCGAAUUUCUAGCACUGUUUGUUGUGUAGAAUGCGGGCACUCCUCAACUGUGCAUGAGCCAUUUCUAGAUCUCUCACUUCCUGUUCCAACUAAGAAACCUCCAACCAAAAAAGUCCAACCAGUCUCUCGAGCAAAGAAAACAAAGCUGCCUCCAAAGAGAGGGGAAAGGUCCAACCCAAGAUCAACAAAAAUACAGAUCCAGUGCCAGCUCAAAGUAUUUCAAACCCAUCAGUCCAUAGUGAUUCUCUAUGCCAAACACAACAAUACUCGACUACCAGAUCCCACUGCCCCAACUGCUGUGGUAGAUGUAAGUGGUGUAGUUUCACAGAAUUUGAUGGCUGUUAUUGAAUCUGAUAGUAAGCAAGCUGUUGAGACUACAAUGGAGCAAACAGCAAGUUCAUUUGACGACUUCUGGAUGGAUUAUGUUGGACCAGAAACUAAAUCAGAUGGGCAUGAUUUUGCUAAAGAAAAUAAUGAUCUUGCAGCAGGUCAGCAAAUUGGGGACAAAGUUAAUAUUCCUGAUGAUGGCUUAACAGAAACUUGUCAGGCUUCUUCAAUUGAUGGGGCACCAAAUCAAAAACCGGAAUCUUCUUCUGUUAAUCCUUGGGAAGAGGAGGUUCCAUUACAGGUUCAAAGCUCUGAAGUUCUUCUGCUUCCAUACAGAGAAGAGGGCUUUACUGACAAGGAGAUUAUGAAAGGAGAAUCUGAGGCUUCCUCAUUGUUUGUGGGCUGCGGCCAAGAUGAAGCGGAAUUUGAUGGCAUUGGUGACUUAUUCAAUGAGCCUGAGGUUUCUGCAGCUCCUGUUGCAGGGCCCUCUUUACGUAAUGAAGUUGCUUUACCGAGUUUGACAGCAGGAAUUAGUAGUGAGUCUGAUCCGGAUGAAGUUGACGAUUCUGAUUCUCCAGUGUCUGUAGAGAGUUGUUUGGCUCAUUUUGUAAAGCCAGAACUUCUCUCAAAUGAUAAUGCUUGGGAAUGUGAGAACUGUUCAAAAAUCCUGCAACAGCAAAAGUUGAACGCAAAGAAGAAGCAAUCUAAAAUAUCUCCAAAAACUUCAUUAAAUGGAGGUGAGACUCAAAUACAAAGUGAUUUGGUGAAUUUAGACAAGGGCAUCUCAUACUCCACUGAAGUUGGAAACUCACAGAACGGAGAUGUUAUAUCUAAUAACCUUCUCAACUCCACACCUGAAGUCCUUGUUUCAGGUAAUGAUUGCUCAAAUAAAAAACUCAUACAAUCUGAAAUUGUUCAGACUGAGAUGGAACCGUUUAUUUCUCAAAGUGAAGAAAGGAAAUAUGAGAUGACUGUAUCACAAAGUUCUGGUUGCUAUGAAUCUUGUAAUGGAGAAACUUUGAGGGGUCCACCUGUUGAUUCUUGUAGUAUUGAUGAGACAAGUGGUUCUGGAUAUACCACGGCUAAAGAUGAGCAGACUGACUCCAACUUCGCUGGAAAUUGUGAAUCAGAUGUAAAUGAAGAUGAGGAUAAAACUUUAAAGAAACUGAAUGUAAAGAGGGAUGCAACUAAGAGGGUCCUUAUUGAUAAGGCACCGCCUAUUUUAACCAUUCAUUUGAAGAGGUUCAGUCAGGAUGCUCGUGGUCGUUUAAGUAAAUUGAACGGCCAUGUUAACUUCCGAGAUGUACUUGAUCUUAGACCUUUUAUGGAUCCCAGACAUGUUGACACAGAGAGUUAUGUAUAUCGCCUGCUUGGGGUGGUUGAGCAUUUAGGAACAAUGAGGGGAGGUCACUACAUUGCAUAUGUCAGAGGCGACGAGAGAAGCAAAGGCAAGGCUCAUAAAGAACAUGGGGGUUCUGUUUGGUACUACACCAGUGAUACCCAUGUGCGUGAGGUUUCUCUGGAAGAAGUUCUUCGUUGCGAUGCUUACUUACUAUUUUAUGAGAAAAUGUCAUAUUGA
Molecule: messenger RNA, 2982 nt
Organism: Dovyalis caffra
Lineage: Eukaryota; Viridiplantae; Streptophyta; Magnoliopsida; Malpighiales; Salicaceae
Source: the annotation of a GenBank genome assembly